CCGCCCACCUCGCCUCCCUCCACCGCCUCUCCGGCCCCAAACCACAGCAACAGCCUAACGCGUCAGCCAGCUAAUCGAGCCGUCGUCGUCGACCGUCCAGUCUCCCCGGCCAGCCGUCAUCUCCCAUCAUCUCGCCCCAUCUCCGUCCGCCCGCCGGCCUCUUCGACCUCCAUCACCUCGACCGUCGUCGAUCGUCCAAUUAAUCAUCCCGGCAUAUCCUGUCAACCAAUCGAGGGGAUAAUAUAAAGCAGACAAAAGCAGAGGAGGAGGAGGGAAUGGGCGUGAUGGAUGGGAUGAAGCCCGUGGCGGCGAUGGUGGUGGUGCAGUUUGUGUUCGCCGGCGUCAACAUCUUCUACAAGCUGGCCGUGAGCGACGGCAUGGACAUGCGGGUCCUCGUCGCUUACCGCUUCCUCUUCGCCUCCGCCGUCCUCUCGCCCAUCGCAUACUUCGUCGAGAGGAAGAAAAGAACCAAGGUGACUUGGCGAGUCCUGCUGCUCUCCUUCGUCUGCGGACUCUGUGGGGGCUCGCUGGCGCAGAACCUCUACAUCUCCGGCAUGAAGCUCACGUCCGCGACCUUCGCCUCCGCCAUGACCAACCUCAUCCCGGCCAUCACCUUCGUGCUCGCCGUGCUCUUCCGCUACGAGCGCCUCGCCAUCCGCACCCUCGCCGGCCAGGCCAAGGUCACCGGCACCAUGCUUGGCGUCGGCGGCGCCAUGCUCCUCACCUUCUACAAGGGCGCCCAGGUCACCCCUUGGCCUCCCACCCACAUCAACCUCGCCGCCCGGCACCAACACGAGGAACAUGCCUCCUCCUCCCUUCACCCGGACAGCGGCAACCGUGCCAUGGGCUGCCUGCUCUGCACCGGCAGCUGCUUCUUUUAUGCGCUCUGGCUCAUCCUGCAGGCCAGGCUCAGCCGGGAGUACCCGUUCCACUACUCCACCACGGCCCUCAUGUGCGCCAUGAGCGCGCUCCAGUCCGCCGCAUUCGCGCUCUGCUUUGACCGGGACCUCAUCCAGUGGCGCCUCUCCUCCGGCGUCCGCCUACUCGCCGUCCUCUACACCGGCGUUGUCGCCUCAGGGGUCAUGCUCGUGGUGCUCUCCUGGUGCGUCAAGCGCCGGGGCCCCCUCUUCGCGUCCGUCUUCAAUCCCAUGAUGCUGGUGGUGGUGGCCGUGCUCAGCUCGCUGCUGCUCGGCGAGGAGCUGCACCUCGGCAGCGUGCUCGGCGCCGUUCUCAUCGUGACGGGCCUCUACUCCGUGCUCUGGGGAAAAGGCCGCGAGGCGGCGGAGAACGAGCCCGCCAAGGCCCACGCCUCCGGCACCGAGCUGCCGCACAUCGACAUCGUCGUGCAUCGCCAUGAUCCUCCUCCCACGCCACAGCAGCAGAGCACGGAGCCGGGGCCGGCGCGGUAAAAAUCGGAGCAGGCAUGCAGGAAGAGGACCAGCGAUCGAAGAGAUGAACUGGCCCAAGAUUUGUUACUGUUUUAUUUGUCAGGAAAGGAUGGACAGAGACUGUACCGGUGGAACUUGUCGCAAUUGGGAGAGUCAGUAGUUGAGCUCGUUUGUUGGGUGGAUAGGACUCGGUUAGAUCUAGCGUAGUUAGAAGGAGUGGCCUCUCUGAUUCUGUUGGUGCUCAAAUGUGAAGAUAGAGGAGGGAAGGAUGUAGUACAAGGAACUUCAGCAGGAUGAGAUGAAUGGAGACAAACCAAUAAAUUUCGGACACAAAAUCCUUUUACAUGAGAAAUCAACUCCAUUUUACAACUUGGUAGAAUGUACUACCCCGGU
Molecule: messenger RNA, 1781 nt
Organism: Triticum dicoccoides
Lineage: Eukaryota; Viridiplantae; Streptophyta; Magnoliopsida; Poales; Poaceae
Product: WAT1-related protein At1g25270-like
Exons: 3
Coding region: 276-1409 (377 amino acids)
Cellular component (GO): membrane
Molecular function (GO): transmembrane transporter activity
Source: RefSeq, a predicted model, not a curated record